Messenger RNA from Schistosoma curassoni, 1947 nucleotides. The record is from the annotation of a GenBank genome assembly. NCBI's taxonomy places the organism in Eukaryota, Metazoa, Platyhelminthes, Trematoda, Strigeidida, Schistosomatidae.
AUGUUUAUCAAUAAUAAUUGCACAGGUAUUAUCACAGAUAAUGAAGUUAACACCAACUGUGAUAAUUUUGAAGAGUCUGUUUGCCACAAACAAAUAUCAAAUGACUUCCCUAAAGAUCAUUUAUUACAAUCAGAUGAUUUUAUCAUAGAUAUUUUGAGGAAUACAAUGAAUGUAAAUGAAUCACAUCUUACGGCUGCUAUUAAUUACUACCGAUCUUGUAUCACAAACUCUAAGGAGGAAACAUCGUCAAGAAAAGAGAAAAUCGUUCAAUUAAUCUCAUCUCUUUUCAACGGAUGGUCAUCGUUACUCUAUUCUGAUAAGAUCUCCUUCAAUAUUAGCAACAAUAUAUCUGAUAAUAAAUUGUUCAGUCUUACCAAUUUAAUUUUACCACUGAUAUUUCAAAAUGGAAAAACAACUAUAUUUUCUCUAAAUGUAGUUCAAAGUAGAAACAAAAGUAUAAAUCCAUAUAUUUAUUUGGUUAACAAUGGAGAAGGAACAGAAGAACAAAUUUUCAAGUUACUAGAGAAUUUUGAAGUGGUGGAAAAUAAGGAAGAAUUGGCAAAAGGUGUUUUCAAUUUGUAUUCAGACAUUAAAAAUGCAAUCCCAUUGCAGAAUGUCGAUAAAGAAGUCCCAUUUGAAAAUCUGAGCCAAAUCUGUUCCGUUAUCGAUUGGAGUUUUUUAUUUGAAAGUGUAUUCCAUGAAAUCAAGUAUGAAUCAUACAAGAAUAUGAAAAUUAUCGUCUAUCAUCCAGACUCCUUGAAGAAUGUUUGUGAUAUACACAGGUUGGCUAUGAAUACAACAAGCAGUAAAAGAAUUCUACAUACUAUGAUAGUGAUAAAUUUCUUAUACAACAUGAGAAGUACCUUAAAUCAAUAUUUCAAAGAGUUUUAUUUCUUUGAUAACCCAAAAUUAUUAGAAAAAACGCCAACAAGUUGUAUUGAUGAGGUGAAAGAAAAUUUCCCAUGGACAAUAGAACGACAUCACGAAUAUUCUAGUAUAAGUGAAAGUAAAAAAAGCGAGGUACUUGAAAUAUUUGAUGAAUUAAAGAUCACUUUGAUUCAAUUAUUAUCAUCGAGUUCAUGGUUCAACGAAAACAAAAGAGGCACUGUUGAUCAGGUUAAAAAUAUUAAUUUAUCGAUAAUUUCAUCGGAAUCAUUGAAUGUGAAAGAGAGAGAGAGCGAAGAUUUUAUAUUCAAUAAUAAAAUUUUAGAAAAUAAUUACUUUAUGAAUGAAUAUUAUUCUCGGAAGACUAAACUCCUCAAAUCAUUUGGCGCAACUUUGGGUAAAUACGAUAAACCAGAAGUCUCCAGUUUCACGCCAUACAUAUCUGGAUUGAACAAAGAUCAUAACAUUCAUAUAUCUACUGGGUUUCUACAUCCACCGUAUUUCAAUGGAUCAUAUUCUAUGUCUGAAAAAUAUGGGAUUAUCGGUUGGAUUAUGGGACGUGAGCUUAUAUCUGCAGUUUCUAGUGACCAUCAGACAGACAAACCAGAAUCAUUUAAAUCACAAAUAUGUUGUCUACAAAAACAAAACAAUUCCCGAGUACUUGGAAAAAAAAAUUUGAGAUCAUUGUCAAACGAUAUUAAUGGGCUUAUGUUAUCCUUUACAACAUAUGGAAGGAUUUGUAUACAAAAUCGUAAAAAUCUAGAUGGAGAAUUGUUUUUCUCAACAUUUGCAAAGAUGAUGUGUGGUGGCUACUUUAAUGAUACGAUUAAUAACAAGUUCAAAUCGUCCAAGCUAAAAUAUACAUUCAGUGUUAAUGACCUUCUGAAACACAGUCAAGAAUUCUCCGACGUAUACCAAUGUCCAGUCGAUUCCAAAAUGAAUCAUGCAGAAAAAUGUAUUCUUUAAAUGAAUGUAGAAGUUAUGUGUAUUAAAAUAUUGGUUUAAAUGUGUCUUCAAUUUUGUAACCAUAUUGGUGGUAAUGUAUUUGUUUAUCUUUUUCAA